CCGCCUGCCGCACGGGGGCGCCCACAGAAAAGCACCGUUCGUGCCGAGGCGCCUCAGAACUGGGCUUUUUGUCCCUCUUUGUUCCGCUGGAAAGUGCUGGUUGAGCGGCUAGCAAGAGCACAACAGACCCGAGCUCUGGGAUAGUUAUACAACCACUUUGAUCUUCGGGGCCGCUAAGGGAGCCCGGAAAGUGACGGAGAGCUCACGGAGGGACGCGAGCAUCCGAGGAAGAGGACUCGGUGGGAUCGGCCAGGGAGAAGGGCCGCGGGGCUGGGGGCUCCAGGAGGAACAGGGGGCGGGGGGUGUAGCAAAGACGGAGACGCCUGCACGCCGAGCUCGGGGGCUGCAAAUCGCCGGAGCCAGCGGGGCGGAGGGGCCGGCGUCGCGGCUGUAGAGUCCUGGCCUUUCUGAGUGGAUGGGAUGGACCCGGGUCCGUCUGGCGCAGUGCCCAUGGGGCCCUUCCCCCCACCCCUGCAGCAGGUGUUCCAGGCACCACGGCGGCCUGGAAUGGGCACUGUGGGGAAGCCCAUCAAGCUACUGGCCAAUUACUUCGAGGUGGAGAUCCCCAAGAUGGAUGUCUACCACUACGAGGUGGACAUCAAGCCCGACAAGUGUCCCCGUAGGGUCAACAGGGAGGUAGUAGAGUACAUGGUUCAACACUUCAAGCCACAGCUCUUUGGUGACAGAAAACCAGUGUAUGAUGGGAAGAAGAACAUCUACACAGUGCUGGCUCUGCCCAUCGGGAAUGAGAAGGUGGACUUUGAGGUGACCAUUCCAGGAGAGGGAAAGGACCGCAUCUUCAAGGUGUCCAUCCGCUGGCUGGCCGUGGUGUCCUGGCGUCUCCUCCAGGAGACAUUGGUGAGCGGGCGCUUGCAGGUGCCCCUGGAUUCCGUGCAGGCCCUGGACGUCGCUAUGAGGCACCUCGCUUCCAUGAGGUACACCCCAGUUGGACGCUCCUUCUUUUCCCCACCGGAGGGCUACUACCACCCCCUGGGAGGUGGGAGGGAGGUGUGGUUCGGGUUCCACCAGUCUGUACGGCCCGCCAUGUGGAAGAUGAUGCUCAACAUUGAUGUGUCUGCCACGGCCUUCUACAAAGCACAGCCGGUGAUCGAGUUCAUGUGCGAGGUCCUAGACAUCCGCAACAUUGACGAGCAGCCCAAAACGCUGACAGACUCCCAGAGGGUCCGCUUCACCAAGGAGAUCAAAGGUACACAUCUUGGCAGCCUCAAGGUGGAGGUGACGCACUGUGGCCAGAUGAAGAGGAAAUACCGCGUGUGUAACGUCACCCGCCGGCCCGCCAGCCACCAGACGUUCCCUCUUCAGCUCGAGAGUGGCCAAACUGUAGAAUGUACGGUAGCCCAGUACUUCAAGCAGAAGUACAACCUGCAGCUCAAGUACCCCCACCUGCCCUGCCUGCAGGUGGGCCAAGAGCAGAAGCACACCUACCUGCCCCUGGAGGUGUGUAACAUUGUGGCGGGGCAGCGCUGCAUCAAGAAACUGACAGAUAAUCAGACCUCCACCAUGAUCAAAGCCACGGCGCGCUCUGCACCUGACAGACAGGAGGAGAUAAGCAGGCUGAUGAAGAAUGCCAACUUCAAUCUGGACCCCUACAUUCAGGAGUUUGGGAUCAAGGUGAAGGACGACAUGGCGGAGGUGACGGGCCGUGUGCUUCCCGCUCCCAUCCUGCAGUACGGAGGCCGGAACCGGGCUAUCGCCACUCCCAAUCAAGGUGUGUGGGACAUGAGGGGAAAGCAGUUCUACAAUGGGAUCGAGAUUAAGGUGUGGGCCAUCGCUUGCUUCGCUCCGCAGAAGCAGUGCCGUGAGGAGGUGCUGAAGAACUUCACGGACCAACUGCGGAAGAUCUCCAAGGACGCGGGGAUGCCCAUUCAGGGUCAGCCGUGUUUCUGCAAGUACGCGCAGGGUGCGGACAGCGUGGAGCCCAUGUUCAGGCACCUGAAGAACACCUACUCUGGGCUGCAGCUCAUCAUUGUCAUCCUGCCCGGAAAGACACCCGUCUAUGCGGAGGUGAAGCGGGUAGGAGACACCCUUCUGGGAAUGGCCACUCAGUGCGUCCAGGUGAAGAACGUGGUCAAGACGUCCCCCCAGACCCUGUCCAACCUCUGCCUCAAGAUCAACGUCAAGCUGGGCGGCAUCAACAACAUCCUGGUGCCACAUCAGCGGUCAGCAGUGUUCCAGCAGCCAGUCAUCUUCCUGGGGGCUGAUGUGACCCACCCACCUGCUGGUGAUGGGAAGAAGCCCUCCAUCACAGCGGUGGUGGGCAGUAUGGAUGCCCACCCCAGCCGCUACUGCGCCACAGUGCGGGUCCAGCGGCCCCGGCAGGAGGUGAUCGAGGACCUCUCUUACAUGGUGCGGGAGCUGCUGAUCCAGUUUUACAAGUCGACCCGCUUCAAGCCCACGCGCAUCAUCUUCUACAGGGACGGCGUCCCUGAGGGCCAGUUGCCUCAGAUCCUGCACUAUGAGCUGCUGGCCAUCCGAGAUGCCUGCAUCAAGCUGGAGAAGGACUACCAGCCAGGCAUCACCUACAUCGUAGUGCAGAAACGCCACCACACGCGGCUCUUCUGCGCCGAUAAAUCCGAGCGGAUUGGGAAGAGUGGAAACAUCCCAGCAGGUACCACGGUGGACACCAGCAUCACACACCCCUUCGAGUUCGACUUCUACCUGUGCAGUCACGCGGGCAUACAGGGCACAAGCCGGCCAUCUCACUACUACGUCCUCUGGGACGACAACCGCUUCACCGCCGACGAGCUGCAGAUCCUCACCUACCAGCUGUGCCACACUUACGUGCGCUGCACGCGCUCCGUCUCCAUCCCCGCACCUGCCUACUACGCCCGCCUGGUGGCGUUUCGAGCCCGUUACCACCUGGUGGACAAGGAGCACGACAGCGGAGAAGGCAGCCACGUCUCCGGGCAGAGCAACGGCCGGGACCCCCAGGCGCUGGCCAAGGCCGUCCAGAUCCACCACGAUACCCUGCGGACCAUGUACUUCGCCUGAGCUAGCAUAGUGGGCUGGGCCACGCCCCCAUCUCUGCCGGAGCCCCACCCAUGGGUGGAGUCCGAUCAGCCAGACUGCUCUCUCCUUCUGUCCUGAUGGGCUUUUUAAUUUUAAAUUUUUUAUGUGUAUUAUUGUGUAUUACCUUCACGUUCACGUGUAUGUAUGCAAUAUGGAGGAGGCGAAGGGGAAGCCGGCGCCGCGGCCCUGACUACGCCCCCCGGGAUGAUGCCUGUCCGGCGCAUUCUUGGUAUAGCUGAUAUUUUUUUAAAAGGCCAGAGGAAGCAUGGUACAUUAGCACUUAGCGGUAGCAGAUUAGGUCCUCGCACCCGCCCUCCCUGAGGGCCUGUGUGGGUGAUCUGGGGGGCAGUAGGACAGACUCGGUGCAGGGUAGCACACCAUAGAUGUAAACGAGUGCCUUAGCGGCCAAUGGGAGCGCAGCAGGAAGUAGGUCUACCCGUAGAGUUAGCGGCUACCGGGGAUACGUAGGGGAUGGGGAGGGACCGCGUAGUACAUGGGACACGAUGCACAUCGGCAAACCGGACCAAACCAGCGCCAGCAGCCGGCCGGACACUGUACGGCGAGCAGACACCAGCUGAAGCGGCAGCUCAGGAACGCGAAGGCGGACUCUGAAGGAAGCCAGAACCGGCCCUCGGCCCCGACGCCUCACAGCUGGGUCGACAUCUACUUUAUUUCAUUUUUUUUAAAUAUCCCUUUUCUCUCUUUCCCUGUUUGCUCUGGGGGUGCAGACCACCCCUGAGCUGAAGAUCUGUGAACAUGCCAGCGCCCCCCCCCCCUCCCCAACCUGCUUUUGGUGCCCAAUGGUCUCAUUCUGACCAAAGGGGGGGCGCUGAUGGGCUGGCUCUCUUCCUCCUGGUGCUCAUAUAACCAGGCUUCCACUCUGUGUGGGGGUAGGGUGGGCAGUAUUAUGAAACGCACACAGUCAAAACGCGACAUGGGCUCCUCUUUAGCCCCCCCAUGUGCCAUCGAGCAGAGGUGAGGGUGAUGCAGAGCUGUGUGUGCCUUCCACUCCCUGUUCACUUCUACCAGCACUCCCAGGCACACUCCUUUUUGUGAGUAUGAGUGGCAUGUCCGCAUUCCACUGCGCGCUCGCUCUCUCUCUCUCACACACACACACACCAUCACAUACCUCACCGAGAGCUGCUCCACCUUAGCAACAGGUGUUUACAUCCCCCCCCCACCCCCACAUUCCUGUCCUAUCAUGCCUGGGUGAAUUUUUUUAUUUUUUUUUUCCUUUCCUUGACCUCGCCCUUCUGGUUGCUGUGCCCCCUCCGCACCCCCCCCCCCGUGCCCAUCUAUCUCGCCAAAUACCCGGAGGUGCUCUGUGUUUUUACUGGCACAGAAAGGGGGUAUUGCACGUAUAGGCAGCACACAAGGCUUUGGGAUCCCAGCAUACUCUCCGCCCUGCCUGAGGGAUAUAUACUGUUUCCUCAGCAGUGAGGCACCGUGUAGGAAUCCCAGAAAUGUCUUCUGCACCUUGGUUUCUGGCUUAUUUUGUUUCUCUUGACGUGUAGUUCUAUCCCUCCUACGCAAGGGGGCACUGCAGACUGGCCUGUCCUUCAUUUCCCCGGUUUUGGCUGACAGCGCCCCCCCCCCCCCCCCCACUUAGCUGUGUUUCACUCAUCCCUAGAAAGUGAGAGUGGACGACUUCUCUGUGAGGAUAACGGUUAGCCUUCAAUGGCAUCUGGAGAGGAGCGCUAACAGAGUCGACGUAUUCUGUUUCUGGGACUCUUCCACAACAUAGGGAAUCGUCAUCGUUGUCGUCAGCCAUGGCCGCUGUCCGCGCACUUGAAGUAACUGACGCGGCGGCGGGACUGUCACCCCUGUCUGCCGCCCCGGUCUGUCACCUCCUCCCCACUCAAAAGCAAUAUGUGCCACUGCAGAAGCCAGUCCAAGCAGAACACUUCAAUCCAAGUUAGAAUGGAACCAUGUGGAAAGCAGUUCUCUCUGCUCUGUAUGAAAUAGUAUGGGUCACGUAUGGGGAGGGUUAUUUUUUAAGAAUAAAUGUUUUUUAUUA
This is a messenger RNA of Brienomyrus brachyistius, 5047 nucleotides long. It is a transcript of the gene ago1, whose product is annotated as argonaute RISC component 1. The coding region runs from base 421 to 3012 and encodes 863 amino acids. Gene Ontology annotation, molecular function: protein binding; RNA binding. The record is from RefSeq and is a predicted model, not a curated record. The transcript has 19 exons. Lineage: Eukaryota; Metazoa; Chordata; Actinopteri; Osteoglossiformes; Mormyridae.